Molecule: messenger RNA, 1891 nt
Organism: Hydra vulgaris (swiftwater hydra)
Lineage: Eukaryota; Metazoa; Cnidaria; Hydrozoa; Anthoathecata; Hydridae
Molecular function (GO): zinc ion binding
Source: RefSeq, a predicted model, not a curated record
GAAUUAAGAAAUUGUAAACAUUUGGUAUUUUUUUAUCUUCUAUACAUCUAAAAUAUGGAAAGUUGGAAAGAAUCAAGUUAUUUUGAAACAUUAGAUGAAACCGAAAAGUUUAAGUAUAAAAAAAAGCUUACUUUAAGUGACAGAAGCACGCUACCAGAUCCAUACACAUUGGUGGAAGCCUCUUGGAAAGAUGAUGUAUCACUUUUGCCAGAUAUUCAGUGGGGAGAUAUAUACACAUAUAUCUCAUAAAUACUCCGAGCCAAUACACAAAUGAGAAUAUGAAGGCCUAUAAGUCUCUUGAAGCAUAUAAUUUUUUUGUUUGUGGGCAUGUUCAAGAUGUUUAUUGUAAUAUUGUUAAAGAAGAUGUUCAGUUUUGUUUUGUAAAAUCGAAGGUACUUCCGAGUCAAAGGCAGGGCCAAAAAACUAAACUUUAUGAUGUAUGGGUUGCCCUUAACAAAGUUGACGGAUGGAUACUUACUGGAAAUUGCACAUGCAUGGCAGGUCUUGGAUCUGUAUGCAGCCAUGUAGCAGCUCUUCUAUUUAAACUAGAAGCAUGUGUUAGAAUUCAGGCAAAUAAAGUUGCAGUUACUAGCAAACUUUGUGUGUGGAACAGAUCUAGAAAAAAAGCAGAACCAUCAAUGCUACAAAACAUUAAUUUUAAGCGACCAAUGAAAAAUCAACUACCUUUUUCAACACAAAAUAUCAAAAAUCCUAAAAGAAAUUACUCAUUUUCUGAAAAUGUUGUUAAGUUUAGCAAUAAUAGUUUACAUAAACUCAGGGCUAUUGCCCCAGAAGCAGCUUUUUUUACAAGUGUAGUUGGUCUAGCACCAACUACAAUAUUUGAUCAUAGUUUUAGUGACAAUACUGCAACUGCUGAUGAAAACGAUACAAAUUUUUUACCAGAGCCAAUUACUUCUUUGUUUGACAAUGAUGCAAACAAUCUUGACAAAUCUUUGCUUGAAGAAUUUUGCUUAUCCAAAUUUAAUGAAUACAAAAACAGUUAUUCUCAAUGCAACUUUAACUUAUUGGCAGAAGUGAGUAAAACUCAAAACCUGUCGAAUACAUGGAAAUUACAUCGAGCUGGUAGAAUUACAGCAUCCAAUUUCCAUGAAGUUAUAAAUAAAAAAUUACAAAAUUCAAAACCUUUGUUAUUCAAAAUAAUGAACUAUGUAAUUUCACCAAAUGUAGCAAGUGUUAUUUAUGGAAGAGAAAUGGAGGACAAAGCACGUUGUUUUUAUAUUAAAUUAUUAAAAAAAAAUCACAACAAUUUCAAAUUAGAAACAACUGGUAUUCAUAUCCAAGCUAGUUAUCCAUAUUUAGGAGCAUCGCCAGAUGGAAUUAUUCAAUGUACAUGCCACAAUAAAGGUUUAGUCGAAAUCAAGUGUCCCUACAAAUAUCGUGAAGGUUUAAAUGGUUGGAAAGAGGAUAAAGAUUUUCCUGUAUGUGAAAAUGGCGAUUUAAAAACAAGCCAUAAGUAUUAUACCCAAAUACAAGGACAAAUGAUGAUUUUAGAUGUAGAAGUUUGUGACUUUUUUAUUUGGACACCCUUAGAAAGUGAAGGAAAUUACCUACUAGUUAGAGUUUAUCGAGAUGAAAAAUUUAUUAAUGAGAUAAAGCAGGCAUUACACAAAUAUUAUUUUACAUACAUUUUACCAGAAACUGUAACAAGAGAAAAUGAUAUUUAUUAUAGCAACAAGCAGAAAAACUAUUGCAUUUGUAAACGCCCAUGCUUUAAACCAAUGAUUGCAUGUAAUAAACCUAGUUGUGAAAUUGAAUGGUUUCACUACUCAUGUGUUAAUGUAACUCGUGCUCCUAAAGGAAUUUGGAUUUGUCCAAAUUGUUUAAAAUAAUAUUUUGUACUAUUUAGUUUGAAAAUAAAAAUUUAUUAUUA